Molecule: messenger RNA, 3051 nt
Organism: Morchella sextelata
Lineage: Eukaryota; Fungi; Ascomycota; Pezizomycetes; Pezizales; Morchellaceae
Exons: 6
Coding region: 1-3051 (1016 amino acids)
Biological process (GO): isoleucyl-tRNA aminoacylation
Cellular component (GO): cytosol
Molecular function (GO): isoleucine-tRNA ligase activity; tRNA binding; ATP binding
Source: RefSeq, a predicted model, not a curated record
AUGAACAGAAUCAACCUCUCCCUCCUCAAGCCCGGCGCGCUCAAGGGCAGCCUCAAGCUGCCCAAGAGCACGCUCAACAUCCGCCCCGCCGCGCGCGACACCGCCGCCUCGCGCGCACUCCUGGCCCGCUGCUCGGAGGAGCUGUAUCAAUGGCAGAGUACAGAGCUCCCCGCCGACAACUCGUUCGUCCUCCACGACGGCCCGCCAUACGCAAACGGCGACCUGCACCUCGGCCACGCGCUCAACAAGAUCCUAAAAGACAUCAUCGGGCGCUACCAGAUCCUGUCCGGCCGGCGGCUCUGCUACAUCCCCGGCUGGGACUGCCACGGGCUGCCCAUCGAGCUCAAGGCGCUUCAGAGCCUUGACUCCCCCACCACCACCACCACCACCACCACCACCGCACCAGAGAACAGCAAAAAGAAGCACCCCAAAAAGGCCAAAGAAACCACCGCCGCCGAAGCCGCCGAAAGCGGCAAAUCCAUGCCGCCCGCCCAGCUGCGCCGCCUCGCGGCCUCCCUCGCGCGCACGACGGUCGACGCGCAGAAGGAGGGCUUCAAGAGCUGGGGCGUGAUGGGCGACUGGGAGCACGCGUACCGCACGCUCGACACCGACUACGAGGUCGAGCAGCUGCGCGUGUUCAGGGACAUGCUGGACAAGGGAUUGAUCUACCGCCGCUUCAAGCCCGUGUGGUGGAGCCCGUCGUCGGGGACGGCGCUGGCCGAGGCGGAGCUCGAGUAUGACGAGCGGUAUGCGAGCACGGCGGCGUUUGUGCGCUUCCCCAUGGUGGCGGAGGGGGCGCUGGCGGACGAGUUCCCGGGGCUGGCGGCGGCGAUAUGGACGACGACGCCGUGGACGGUGCCCGCGAACAGGGCGAUUGCGGUGGGGGCGGGGAUGGAGUACGCGGUUGUGCGCAACUCGCGGCACGGGUAUCUGCUGUCUGCGAGCGAGCGGGUCGAGGCGUUCAUGGGCUUCCUGGAGGGCGAGACGGAGGUCGUCCGCGCGGGGAUCAUGGGCGAGGAGCUGGUCGGGCUGCCAUAUACGCACCCGCUGCUGAAGAAGGACUCGCCGCAGCAGCCGAUCAUCGCCGCCGACUUUGUCACGGCCGACUCGGGCACGGGGCUCGUCCACUGCGCGCCGGGCCACGGCGCGGACGACUACCUCGUGUGCCUCAAGCACGGCAUCGCCCCGUUCUCGCCCGUCGACGCCGACGGGCGCUACACCGCCGACGCCCGGCCCUUCGGCGGCGCCCUGCACGGCCUGCACGUCAUCAGCGAGGGCACACCGGCCAUCAUCGACCUCCUCGCGGCCGGCGGGGGCCUCCUCGCCGUGCAGGAGAGGUACCGCCACAAGUACCCGCUCGACUGGCGCACGAAGCAGCCCGUGAUCGUGCGCGCGACGGCACAGUGGUUCGCCGACGUCGACGCCAUCAAGGCGCCCGCGGUCGACGCCCUCUCCGGCGUAAGAUUCGUCCCGGAGACGGGCCGGUCGCGCCUCACGGCGUUCGUGCAGGGGCGCUCGGAGUGGUGCAUCUCGCGCCAGCGCGCGUGGGGCGUUCCCAUCCCCGCGCUGUACGACGCGGAGACCGGCGACCCGCUGCUGACGGCCGACAGCGUCGACCAUGUCAUCGCCGUGAUGCAGGAGCGCGGCACCGACGCCUGGUGGGGCGACGCGGCGGACGACCCCGCGUGGGUGCCGGAGAAGAAUCGCGGCGAUGGGCGGAGCUACGUGCGCGGGACCGAGACGAUGGAUGUGUGGUUCGACAGCGGCACCAGCUGGGCGACGCUGAAGCGGCGGAUCGGGGAGCGGCCUGGGGGGCGGCCGCUCGCGGACCUGGUACUCGAGGGGUCGGACCAGCACCGGGGGUGGUUCCAGAGCUCGCUGCUGACGUCCGUGGCGUGCAGCGGCGUGCAGCCAUAUGGCGCCGUGCUGACGCACGGGUUCUGCAUGGAUGCGAGGGGGAAGAAGAUGUCGAAGAGCCUGGGCAACGUGGUGGCGCCGCGGGACAUCAUCGAGGGGAGGAUCCCGAAGGCGAGGGCGCUGAGCGGCGGCGGCGGCGGCGGCGGCGGCGGCGGCGGCGGCGUGGAUGCGCUGCGGCUGUGGGUGGCGUGCGCGGACUAUACGAAGGAUGUGGUGGUGGGCGAGGGCGUGCUGGUGCAUGUGCACGAGGCGCUGCGGAAGAGUCGGGUCACGGCGAGGUUUCUGUGCGGGAAUCUGGAGGGGUGGGAUGGCGAGCUGGUGGAGUAUGGGGACUUGACGAAGAUCGAUAAGUAUGCCCUUGCGCAGCUCUACAGAGUCAACAAGGCCGCCCAGGACGCAUACAGCAACUACCAGUUCAACAAAGCCGUCAACGCAAUCACAAACUACACCGCCCUCGACCUCUCCGCCUUCUACCUCGACGUCAUCAAGGACCGCAUCUACUCUGACCCCGCCAACUCGCUCAGCCGCCGCAGCGCACAGACGGUCAUGGCCCACAUCCUGCGCAACUACCUGUCGAUGCUUGCGCCCAUCGUGCCGCUGCUGACGGAGGAGGUGUGGGCGCACACGCCCGCGGCGGUGACGCGGGGCGCCGUGAGCCCGUCGCGCCUGGGCUGGUAUCGGCCUGAGGAGAGGUGGAAUGAUGGGGAGCUGGUGGGGCAUUUUAAGCUGCUGGAGGAGGUGCAUGCCGUUGUGAGGCAGGGGAUCGAGAGGGCGAGGACGGCGCAGAACCUGAAAGUCAACCUCGAGUCCUCAGUCGUGAUAGUCGCCCCCGAAGGCUCCAAAGCCCGCGCCAUCAUCGAGAAAUACCUCGACGAACUCGCCAGCCUCUUCAUCGUCUCCGGCGUCGAACUCUCCAGCACCAUCCCCCAAGACGAAACCACAAAAUGGAGCUACGCCGAGGCGGUAACACUGCUGGGCGACGCCGGCUGCCACGUUGUGGUGAGGCCGGCAAAGGGCCACAAGUGUGCCCGCUGCUGGGUCUACACGGCCGAGGAGGAGGAAGGCAUCUGUGCGCGCUGCGAGGGCACGCUGAGGAGUUAUCCGAGGGGGGAGUAUGAGGCCCUUUUUGCUUGA